CCCCUUUUCCAUCAGAUGUCGUUUUAUAAUCAUUUCCGGUAAAAGAAUAACAACGAAAAAAAGACAAUAACAUCGGGUCAACACAAAAUUGUGUUAUCUUGAAGAAAUCUCUAGAUGGCAGCACAGGAGUAGACAUUUUAUGUCUGUUGUUUGCGGACAAUAGGCCAGUAUGGAGCAUGUAUCAGGCGUGGCUACCACACCCUACCCUAAUGGUCCAGUAAUGUCGCAGCCUGGGGUCAGUGGUUCGAGCCCAGUUGAGGAGAAUGUGAAGGUUGCGAAGGCCAGCCAUCAGGAGUACGAGGAGUCUCUCAAGAUCGUGCUGGGAACCGUGUUUGGUGUGUUUGGUGUCGUAGGGAUUAUCAUCAUUGUCGUGCUUCUCUAUCGCUACUACAAGAGUAGGGGCCAGCGACGGAGAUCGGGCAGUUCAGACAGAAAUACUAGCUUGCACAGAUCUGUGUCUAUUGAUCUAGAGCACAAGCAGAUGCCCACAGUGCUGAUCUUGCAUUCCUACGACUGCAGUGCGCAUGAAAAAGUUAUCGAGUCACUCGCCGGCUUCCUCAUCGAGACAUGCAGCUGCAAUGUGCAUGUUGAUCUGUUUGAAGAACAGGUGAUUCACGAAAGGGGGUUGGAUGAUUGGCUAGUAGACAAUCUUCAGGAGGCGGAGUUUAUUAUUGUCAUCUGCUCUGUUGGCGCUCGUUUACGCUGUAGUAAAAAGAAAGUGAAGUUUAAACAGGAUCCGGCUAAAACAUUGCCUGAUUAUUUUGCUGUUGCAGUUGAUUAUGUUGCAGAGAAAAUACGAGUUGAGCGGUCGAAAGGAAUGCCACUAACUUCCUUCUGUGCUCUUUACAUGGAUUACUCAACGGUUAAUGAUAUUCCACCACAGCUUGAAAUGGCUUAUAAGUUUUGCUUAAUGAAGGAUAUUACUGAACUAUUUUGUCAUCUUCAUGGCAUAAAUGGUCAGCCAACAAAGGAUGGCUCGCCUAUUCUAGGCCUUACACCUGACACAUUCGACACGACAGAAAUGGGACAAGAGCUCAAAGUUGCGAUAGAAUCAGCCAAAGAAUUUUUCAGGGCAAACCCUGACUGGGUGGAAGGGAGAAUGGAACCGAUGCCAAUGCCUGUGAAGUCAAAGUCCCGACAUCAUCGAAAGCGUUCUGAUGAGCCCUUGUUGCUUGCCCAACAUUUAGAGUCCCCCAAUCCCCAACCUACUUCCCACAUCCACCCCAGUGAAAUUUCAGUACAGCCCUUGCCAAUCCAUUCUCCUCAUUCCAAAGACUUUUCUCUAACAUGUUCUACAAAGAAGAAGUAUUGCUACCAUUCAGGUAAUACCAGCAACAAUGCUUUGUUGCCGCCUCCCAUUCAGCACAAUUCUAAAAGUUGUGACAACGUACCUUGUGAAUCUGUCAUGCAUUGCGACCUUUGCGGUCUCGAAGGUCACGAAAUCGGAAGUCCCCAAUGCCGCCUGAAGCACUUUAUACUUUCUCAAGAGAUCGAUAGUGUUGAUAAUGAUGAUAGCAUUAAAUUGAAAUCAAAAUCGAUGCCUGCAGUGAACAGGAACAGUCUGUACAGCUCACAGACAAUAUUUAAAGCAGAUGUCCAUAAGGAAUGGGACGACAAUGACGGCAGUCUCUCACACGCUGAUUCUCAGGAUUCUGACUCAAACGCGGAUUCCUCAGUUGACGACCUUGAAAAGGAUCUCGAAUCAAUUGUGAACCCUUCAUUUGCUCACAAGCAGCGUACGUCUUAUUCCCACUCCAGUUUCGAUAACAUUGCUAAAGUAAAUAAUGUGCUUCAGUUACCGAGAAUGGAAAACAUAUCAGAAACUGGUAACAAGAGAAUGCCUUCAAACAAAUGUCAUGACCUUUUAAGUGCCUGGGGUCAAUACCAAAUAGAGGCUUUCAGCCAAUCAUCUGAGGGAAAAGAUCGAAACUUUGAUCAUAUACAACUGGAGGAGUUUACACUCAGGCUAUAGAUAUUUCUUUACUUGUGUAUUCUAUUCUCUGUAGAUAGUUUGCUAAUCUCUGCUAUUCAUACCUGAGUACAUGUAUUUAUUUAUACUCUAGUUAAUUAGUGAAUUAGGUUUGAAGUUACCUGAAUGAUUGGAACAAAAAUAAUGAUUUUCUUUGUGAGAUGCAAGUUUCAACAUUUUGAUUAAAAGAAAAACAAUUGCGACUGUUUUGUUUAAAAAAAAUCGUAUGUGAUAUGUAAUAUGACAAAAAGAAGUGUGUUAUUUCUGUGCAAUACAUGUUUAUAUUAUUUCAUAUUUAUAUUGAAUACAAACGAGCUGCACAACUAGAGCCAUUCUUUUAUUUGAGAUGGAUACACUUUUGGUUGAACCUUUUAGUUUCUACCAGUAGAUUUGCAUAAGCAUUUAAGUCAAUCUCAAAACACUGAUUUAUUAGCUAAUUGAAAUUCUUCUUUGUGCAGUUCAUUCUUUCAUUCUUUCUUUAUUUUUAGAGGAAUAAAACAUAAUUGUCAUAAUACAGGGCACAAAUGAUAUGUUAUUUUGAUUUACUAUUUACUCAUUCUUGAUGAAACUUUGGUAAUAUUUAGGCCAAGUUCGAAUCAUGUGUCUGAAUAAUAGAUCACCAUGAUAUAUAUAUUUUUUUUAUACACACAAUAUAUUACCACCCUAGUACUAAUGUUUAUAAGACAGCAUGAUGAAACAUGAUCAGAAUGUUUAUAUUGACAAUAUCAAGACCAUGCACUAAUUUGGGUCAAGUGUGGUAAAAGACUUGGUCACCAUGCUAAGUAUUGAACAAUUGAUGUUCCUUGACCUCGUUCAGUGCUUGUUAGCUCACCUGAGCACAACGUGCUCAUGGUGAGCUUUUGUGAUCGCCUUUUGUCCGUCGUCUGUCGUGCGUUGUCGGUCGUGCGUUGUCCGUUGUGCAACGUCAACAUUUGCCUUGUUCACUCUCUAGAGGCCACAUUUAUUGUCCAAUCUUCAUGAAAUUUGGUCAGAAGAUUGGUUUCAAUGAUAUCUUGGAUGAGUUCGAAAAUGAUUACGCUUGCUUGAAAAACAUGGCUGCCAAGUGGCGGGGCAUUUUUCCUUAUAUGGCUAUAUAUGGCUAUAGCAAAAUCUUGUUAACACUAUAGAGGCCACAUUUAUUGUCCGAUCCUCAUAAAACUUGGUCAGAAGAUUCAUCCCAAUGAUAUCUUGGACGAGUUCGAAAAUGAUGUCUGUUGGUUUAAAAACAUGGCCGCCAGGGGGGCGGGGCAUUUUUCCUUAUAUGGCUAUAGUAAAACCUUGUUAACACUCUAGAGGCCACAAUUAUUUUUCGAUCUUCAUGAAACUUGCUCAGAUGAUUUGUCCCAAUGAUAUCUUGGAUGAGUUCAAAAAUGGUAACCUUGGCUUGAAAAACAUGGUUGCCAAAAGGCAGGGCAAUUUUCCUUAUAUGGCUAUCUAUAACUAUAGUAAAAUCUUGUUUACUUUCUAGUUUGCUCAUUCUUCAUGAAAUUUGGUCAGAACAUUGGUUUCCUGUGUAGUAAAGUUUGGUUUUAUUAUGUCAAUAUUAUGUGACAUUAACUGUGUUAUGUAAUUUUUUAUAACACAGAAUUUUCAUAGUUAACAUAACUGUUUUAGUCAUUAACACUUAUGAUAAGCCUUGCAACUAAGAGAUAACUGAAAGAAAGACGACAUGUUCAUGAAUUUGCAGUAUUUAUCUCCCUUGUUUAACCUGGUUCAAUAAUCUAUUUUUAGUUCUGCUCUGGAAUUUGGGAAGAUAUUGAUCAUUGAUAAAUGCACUGUUCUGAGGGAAAAUUGACUACUCUGCCAUUGAUCUCUUCUGAACUGUAUAAAAUAAGCUGUUUUGGCUGAUUUAAACACCUCUUGAUGCUUUCUUGAAAAGUUAACAGCUCUUGAAAAAGGUUCCAAUUUUGAAAUAAAUAAACUCUAAAUUAUUAUACCCCCAUUACUGGUAAGGGGGGCUAUAUAGGAGUCACUUUGUCGUUCUGUCUGUCUGUCGGUCUGUCUUUUUGAAAAUUUCAUCUGAUCUUCGCCAAACUCUGUCAGAAAUUGUAUCUAGAUGAUAUCUAGGUCAAGUUUAAAUAUGGGUCAUGCCGGGUCAAAAACUAGGUCACAGGGUCACUUAGUGCGUUUUAAACCAAAAGUUUGUCCGGACCAUAACUAUGUCAUUUAUCGUUUUUAAAAUGACUUGGUACAUUUGUUCACAAUCAUGGGAUUGUGUGUCACGCGAAAGAAUUAUGUCAAUAUCUCCAAGGUCAAGGUCACACUUGGAGUUCAAAGGUCAAUUGCUUGUCUGGGCCAUAACUUUGUCGUUCAUUGUGAGAUUUUGAAAUCAUUCGGCACAUUUGUUCACCAUCGUUAGACGGUGUGUCGCGCGAAAGAAUUACAUCGAUAUCUCAAAAGUCAAGGUCACACUUUGAGUUCAAAGGUCAAAAAUGGCCAUAAAUGAGCUUGUCCGGGCCAUAACUGUAUUGUUCAUUGUGAGGUUUUUUAAAUCAUUUGGCACAUUUGUUCACCAAAAUUGGACGGUUUGUUGCACAAAAGAAUUACGUCGUCAUAUCCAAGGUCAAGGUCUUACUUUGAGUUCAAAGGUCAAAAAUGGCCAUAAAUGAUCUUGUCCGGGUCAUAACUAUGUCGUUCAUAGUGAGAUUUUAAAAUCAUUUGGCACAUUUGUUCACAGUCAUUGAACGGUGUGUCGCGCCAAAGAAUUACGUCGAUAUCUCCAAGGUCAAGGUCACACUUGGAGUUCAAAGGUCAAAAAUGGCCAUAAAUGAGCUUGUCUGGGCCAUUAUUAUGUCGUUCAUCGUGAGAUUUUAAAAUCAUUUGGCACAUUUGUUCACCAUCGUUGGACGGUGUGUCACGUGAAAGAAUUAUAUAGAUAUCUUCAAGGUCAAGGUCAUUUUUUGAGUUCAAAGGUCAAAAAUGGCCCUAAAUGAUUAUGCUAUAAUAAUUAUUAAAAAUCGCCAUAAAUAUGCUUCUCUUGUUUUGUGAGGACAGCAUGCAAAAUAGUCUGUGUCAAUGCAGCAUGUGGGGGUAUACGUCGCGUCUGUGACAAAGCUCUAGUUUUUAACACCAGCAUUCAUGAUUUUUGGCAUUAUUUUCUAAAUUAUUCUUAUUAUUUAGAUUAUUUUUAUUUGGCAUUUUCUAAAUUAGAAAGACUCUAUUCUAUUUCAAUAACUGUAGAAAUUUCUCUUAUUUUUACAUGUGAUUCACUGAAGUUUCCUAAUCUCCAUUAAUAUUGUUCUUUAAAUUAAAUUAGACCUAUUUUGUAAACUAGAUUUUUGAAGCACUUUCUUUUUUGGACAGAUUUUGAACUUCUUUUUACAGUCAUUAAGGUAUUUGCUGUAUGUUGUUCAUUUUUGUAACGAUACUUAGAUUCUUUAGACUUGGCUUGUACCUGUUCUUAAUUUUCUGUCAUUGUUCUUCAUUUUCCGAGUUCUUGGAAUAAAAAUUAGAUAUUUUUGUUAAAGCUGCCUUGGUUUUCACUUAUAAAUAAAUUCUUUGAGUGUAUUUAGGCGUCCCUGACUGAACGCCUCUAGUUAAUUGAAUUACAACCAGUCAGUAUAUUCAUCCUGACCGGAAAUAAGAGUUUGUCAAAUAAAUAUUUCCGCAUUACAGAAGUGCUCACAAAGUUACAUAACUUGUAACCGUCCUAUGACCGGUUCAUUUGCGUAAGCGAAGGAGACCGCACUACCACACCUGGAUAGGACAGUUGAGUUCGAUAAUGGUUUGGAUCGGUAAAAAAACAUGGCCGCCAGGGGGGGGGGGGGGGGGUCUUUUUCCUAAUAUUAAAAAAGCUUGUGAACACUCUAGAAGUCACAUGUUUUGCCUAAUCAUCAUGAAAUUUUGUCAAAACAUUAGUUAUGUAGAUGUCUGUGACUAGUUUCAAAAUGGUCGUGAUCAGUGAAAAAACAUGGCCGCCAGGGAGUGGGGCAGUUUUCUUUAUAUGUUAACACUGUAUUAUGUGAAUUGGGAAUAAGACAUCAAUUUGGGAAUAAAUUGUGUUUUAUCAAAAGUGCAUAAUAUGCAGUUUUAUAUGUUGUAUUUUUCUACUUUGACAAUUUAUAAUUAAAACAGAUACUUGCAUAUAUAAUAGUAUCAUUUAAAUUGAUUUUACUUCAAAACUGGAUUUUUUAUUAAUUUUACAAAAAAUCCUCAUGAAAUUAAACUGUGUCCAUGCCGCGCAUGGACAUGGUUUAAAAAUACACUUUAAAUGAUAAAAAUACAAUCACUGUUAAUGAAAAAGUCAUGGAAAAUUGCUUAUUAAGCUUAAAUUAUAGAUAAUAUAUUACAAAAAUAAAUGUAGAUCAUGAAAUGAAUAGUUUUGUUAGAGAAAAUCACAAAAAUGAUGUCCAUUCCCAGUUUGAUGUCUUAUUCCCAUUUCACAUAAUACAUAUAGUGACAACAUGUGAACAGUCUAGAAGACACAUUUUUUUCCCUAUCUUCAUGAAAUUUGGACAUAUCUUGGAAGAGUUAAUAAAUGAUUCAGGUCUGUUAAAAAAACAUGGCCGUUCAUUUGUUGUUCAUUCUUCAUGAUACUUGGUUAGAACAUUUGUUCGAUUGAUAUCUUGGGCUGCAAAGAACAGGUCAUUUCUUUUUAUCUCAGGUGAGCGACUUUUGGCCUUUCAGGCCCUCUUGUUUUAUAAUUUUUAAGAAAUUGAUGUUAUUCUAUGCAUAAUGAUGGUUUCCAAUUGUUUAAACUGACAAAUUGCGAAAAUAUCAAAAUGAGUAGGCCACUAUCACUUGUAUUUUGUGGAAAAAAAAGUGUUUUAAUUAGGGAUGGCAUCGAAUACCAAUAUCGGUAUUCGAAUGUUCGCAAAUUCAUUCAAUCGAAUAUUCGCAUAAAACGGCUGGAUUGAUUUUACCUUGUUAUGUGCUAAUUUCCAUUGGUUUGUUAGUUAUAUCUGUUUGCUAAAUACUAGGCUGUAUUAACGUUGCUAUCGAAUAAACGUAUCGCUGUCGACUAAUACUAUGACUGAUACUGUGAUCGGGCACAAAUAGAAUGAAAAACAUUGUGUCAUAUAAAUUUAUUUUUUAAUGAUUCCACAGAUUUGUAGCAGAUUGCGCAUAUGUAAAACUAAGUUUACAAACAUUACACGUUGCGGUCUCCUUUUCCACAGACCUUGUAAAGUAUUCCAUACUGCAGAAGGGGCUGGUGGCAUUUUCAGAUUUGAAUUAUGAUUCCUUGAUGAUUGUUUAAUUUAUAUCAUCUGUUACUUUUGAGUAUUUCACAUAUUUAAAUGUCUGUUCAAACUGUGAUCACAAAAACUAAAUUAUUAUUCGCAAGUAAAUUGAAGCCCUUAAUUGGUACCUAAUUGACAAACAACAGUUCGGGCCCUUUCUUAUAGUAAGUAUGUUGCAUUGCGCGAUUUGAGUAAUUCACACAUUUUAAUGGCUGUACAUACUGUGAUCACAAAACUUAAUUAUUAUUCGCCAGUCAAUUGAAACCGUUAAUUGGCACCCCAUUGGCAAACAACAGUCGGGGCCUUUCUUAGAGCGUGUAUAUUGCAUUUCGCAAUUAACACUGAUACGGGCCGCAGUAUCAGUGUGACAUGAAGAACGUCACGUCAAACAUGUUACUCCCUAGUGAUUUCGGUUGCUUUUUAGUAAGCGGUUCGCAGGUCAUUAAAUAUUGGUGAAAUUACGUUUGGAAAAAAAAGGCGAAUAUGCGAAUAUCAUAUUUAUUAUUCGAAUGCUGACCAUUCAAUCGAAUAUUUGAUUAUUCGAAUAAUUUUGCCAUCCCUAGUUUUAAUGCCACCUUUCACCUACUUAUUCUUGGACCCUUCAGCUUGUCCCAUCAUCCAUCUGUCUGUACUUACGAGGAUAAUCUAAAAUGACCUGUUCCUUAAAAUAUCAGAGAUCAUGUUUUUUAACAAUAUCAACACAAAUCGUUUGACCUCAUUUAGACCUUGACCUUGUUUUGGACCUAGACUAAUUCAGAAGAUCAAAAUUCAUGGUAAACCCAAACUGACAGUUUAGUUAACGUCCAUACUACUGAGUAAAAUGCUGUGGUAAUUUUAUUCAACACUAUGAACACUCAUGUCAAGUGACCUAAGUAAGACCUUGACAUGACUUAAUGUUGGAGAAUUAUUCAAUGGGCCAAUAAGGGCUAACACAGGUCAAAAAUAUUCUUCUGGUCGGGUCUGCAGGUCAAAAUUUAAAUACCCGAGAAAACUCUGGUCGGGUUGGGUCAGAUAAUACAUAAGUUAAUUAAAAUAAAACUACAUUAAUUGACAUAGCAUUUUUAGCAUUCUUAAAUGUUUGACUGUUUGUCAAGUAUAUUGUUUAGAAUAUUAUACUUUUUAUUGGUUUGAUUUAUUUAAUUAUGAAUGAAAUACUGAACUGCAUAUAAAUAUUUAAUAGGUUUACACAACGUUGUUGAACUUAAUCAGCAAAUGUUAGUACCGGUAUUACUUGGAAUAGCAAUCAAAAGUGCAUGUACAAUGUAUAGGAAAAACAUCCUGUCAAGCAAAAAUAAAGCUUCCUUUAUUUUGAGUAGACAAGCCAAAAUAACUUUUACUUUAAGCUCUAACUGCCUUUCUACUUACUGCCUUUCUACUUUGAAGUCAAUAUAUUUUAUUAUGCCCCCCUUCGAAGAAGAGGGGGUAUAUUGCUUUGCUCAUGUCUGUCUGUCGGUCGGUCUGUCGGUCAGUCCACCAGGUGGUUGUCAGACGAUAACUCAAGAACGCUUGGGCCUAGGAUCAUGAAACUUCAUAGGUACAUUGAUCAUGACUCGCAGAUGACCCCUAUUGAUUUUGAGGUCACUAGGUCAAAGGUCAAGGUGGCCAGAAAUAGUAAAAUGGUUUUUGAAUGAUAACUCAAGAACGCAUACGCCUAGGAUCAUGAAACUUCAUGGGUAGAUUGAUCAUGACUUGCAGAUGACCCCUAUUGAUUUUGAGGUCACUAGGUCAAAGGUCAAGGUCACGGUGACCCGAAAUAGUAAAAUGGUUUCCGGAUGAUAACUCAAGAACGCAUACGCCUAGGAUUAUGAAACUUAAUGGGUAGAUUGAUCAUGACUUGCAGAUGACCCCUAUUGAUUUUGAGGUCACUAGGUCAAAGGUCAAGGUCACAGUGACCCGAAAUAGUAAAAUGGUUUUCGGAUGAUAACACAAGAACGCAUACGCCUAGGAUCAUGAAACUUCAUAGGUAGAUUGAUCAUGACUUGCAGAUGACCCCUAUUGAUUUUGAGGUCACAAGGUCAAAGGUCAAGGUCACUGUGACCCGAAAUAGUAAAAUGAUUUUCGGAUGAUAACUCAAGAACGCUUUUGCCUAGGAUCAUGACACUUCAUAGGUACAUUGAUUGUGACCCGCAGAUGGCCCCUUUUGAUUUUCAGGUCACUAGGUCAAAGGUCAAGGUCACAGUGACAAAAAUCAUAUUCACACAAUGGCUGCCACUACAACGGACAGCCCAUAUGGGGGGCAUGCAUGUUUUACAAACAGCCCUUGUUAUACAAGUUUUGUUUUUUAACGUCGUCAUUUUGGGAUGUGAAUAACAAAUGAAACUUCACGUUAAUGCUUUUGGUGCAUCACUUAUAUUUAUUUAUGGUUAUUUGUAAUAACAACACUGCUUAAAAUGAUAAAGGAUGUAAUUUUACUUAACUUGUUUAAAGGAGAUGAUUUUACUACACGUUCAACAUGUAAUAUUGUACUUCGUAGCUAGCGACCUGAACUGGUAUCCUUUGCAGAAACGUUGACCCGGAUCCGCGGGUAUUUUUUUGACCUGUGGAUUCGGGGUUUUUCGGGUACCCGUUUGAGCACUAGGGCCAAUUAAUCAAUACUAACAAACGUCUCAUCAGGGAUAUCAGCAUGUAUUGAGCUCAGCAUCUUAUUGCUAUUUGCAAGAAUGAAGUACAGGUAAUUGUGUUUAUAAUAUUUGAAUUUAUGUACCAGUAUACCAUACAAAUUAUAUGUUUUAAUUUAUUGUUGUUUAUCAAUCAUUAAACUAAAAUUUCCCAUGCAUAGUAAGUAAUCCAGAAAAUGUUAAAUAGACACUCAGCUUGAUUUCAUAAAUGUUUGAGCAUUGGAAAUUAGAACUAUAUUCAACUAUGCUGUGCUAAGGUUUUGGACUUCAUGUUGCAUUGUUAAUGAGAUGUUAUACGACCUUCGUUUUUAAUUGUCUAGAGAAGUGUCAUGUUAGAAUGCAUUUGAAUGCGCAAUCAGUGUAUGCAGUUUGCUGCAUAUGAUGAAAUGAUGGGACUUGAUGGUUUUCAGUUUUUUAUGCAAGAUACAAUUAAGCUGUAUAUGUGUUUGUUAGGUUUGAGCUGAUGUGAACAAAAGGAAUCAGGAAGUCUGAAUGCUGAAUCUUAACAUAGCAUAUACAAUGUUACAAAGUACAAAAAUGUAUACCUACAGCAUGAAAACUAAUUGAUUGCCUUCAUUUUGUACACUUUUCAAACCUUAUUGAAUUUCUUUGUUAUGGGGAAAAUAUAUAGCUGCCAUGCAAUUAAAAGACCACACUGUAGUGUUUUGUUUCUUCUUUCAAAGAUGAUUAUCUGAGAAGAUUGCCUAAAGAAUAGUCUGUCAAUUAUGUAGACAUUGGUUACCUAAUUCCAGCUCUGUUUAACAGUGGUUGUUGUGUGUCAAACAUGUAGUUGUGCUAUCACACACUUAUCAUACCAAAACUGUAUAAAUUAUGUAAAAUGAACUCGUUGUACACUGAUUGCUCCAGAUAAUGUUAAACAAUAAGAGACCCUUGCAAUUUUUGCCAAGGCUUAUUUUACUCCCCAUUUAUUAGCUAUAAAUGGUAUUUUACAUUGCAAAAUGUACAUUCAGUUUUUCAUACAUAUGUUAUACAAAUGUAUAUGUUUAACUGAUAUUAAAAUGCAAACGCUUAACCUUUUAAAUUCUCUGACAAAGUUGUGCAAUGUAUGUGACGUUUGUUGAGAAAUAUACCUCUAUCACCAUUGUAUUUCGCUUAUUGAAAUAAGUUAAUAAGCAUAUGUACAUUUCAAUUAGAUACUUUUGAUGUACCGUAAAUAUUCAAUUUCUAUUUGCAGGCAAAUUUCAAUGCAAAUGUUGAAUAUUGUUGUCUAUUGUCUAACACAACAAUAAGUGGAUGAUAUUCAUACACAUGUGAGAAGCAAUUUUGAAAUUGAAUAUAACAUAUAACAAAUAAGUAAACUAUUCACAUGAUUGUGCAUAAACAUAGAUGGAUAUCUCAUUUACAUGAUAUGUCUUAUAAAUAAAACACAUUUA
Messenger RNA from Dreissena polymorpha, 11161 nucleotides. RefSeq names its product interleukin-17 receptor D-like. Lineage: Eukaryota; Metazoa; Mollusca; Bivalvia; Myida; Dreissenidae. The record is from RefSeq and is a predicted model, not a curated record. The coding region runs from base 170 to 1972 and encodes 600 amino acids. Gene Ontology annotation, molecular function: interleukin-17 receptor activity. The transcript is spliced from 7 exons.